Molecule: messenger RNA, 2333 nt
Organism: Pungitius pungitius (ninespine stickleback)
Lineage: Eukaryota; Metazoa; Chordata; Actinopteri; Perciformes; Gasterosteidae
Product: CMP-N-acetylneuraminate-beta-galactosamide-alpha-2,3-sialyltransferase 1-like
Exons: 7
Coding region: 565-1581 (338 amino acids)
Biological process (GO): sialylation
Cellular component (GO): membrane
Molecular function (GO): beta-galactoside (CMP) alpha-2,3-sialyltransferase activity
Source: RefSeq, a predicted model, not a curated record
GCCGCGGAGCCAGUAGCGGCGCAGCGCGAGCACGAACCGAACGUCGCGCGCUCCUCCCUCGCACGAUAACGCGCGGAUCUGCAUUAAAAAAAAAAGAAAAUUUCUCGCUCUCUUCCUGUUUUAAAAAAAAGGGGGCAAUGGUGUGCUAUUGUCAGGUUUCCCCUUAAAUUGGACCCUCGCUCCUCUGACCGGGCUGCUGCGUCGCUGUCGGUUCUCCGCGGAGCCGCCGCCGCACCGCACCGCAGCGCACCGCACCGCACCGCACCGCACGGAGAUGACGGGACUUCACUCGCAGCCCGGGCUCCACUUGGGAUGGCUUGUCAAACAAUGGCUGACCCACGGGCCAAUCACCUCCCCGGGUCCCAGCAGCUGGAUGCAAAGCAUCUGAACCUCGUUGGCCGGGCGUCGUCGAGCCCCAAAGAACUUACCCUCAUACGGGCUUUGCGAAGAGAAACCACGCGGAUUCAUUAAACUGUGGACAUUCGUGAACCCGACCCCCCCCCUCCCCCUGUGUCCAGCUGAGGGGAAGGAAGCCACACUCAUUGAUUAUUCAACUGCGUCAACAUGUUUCUCCCCACGCGGAGGAAAAACCGGACUUUCGCUCUGCUGUUUUGCGUCAUCACCUUCACAACGUUCCUCUUCAGCUACACCCUCAGGGACCCGUCGGUCGACUUCUUCCGGCACGCUUUUCGCCUCUCGGACGGCCUUUUCUCCAAAGGGCAGUGCUCCUGCGCGCGGUGCGUGGCGGAGGCGCAGGACGGCGACGACGGCGGCUCCUGGUUCGCCGAGCGCUUCAAUCGGUCGGUGCACCCUCUGAUGACGAGGGACAACAGCGUCCUCACCGAUGACACCUUCAAAUGGUGGCAGUGGCUGCAGGCGGAGAGGCGGCCGGCCAACUUCAGCGAGGUGGUGGAGGAGCUGUUCCGAGUCAUCCCCGACGAGGUGCUGUACGCGGACGCCGGCCCCAAGCGCUGCAGGACCUGCGCCGUGGUCGGGAACUCCGGGAACCUGAAGGGGGCCCAGUACGGCGCCCUGAUCGACUCCUUCGAUUUCGUCUUAAGGAUGAACCAGGCGCCCACGGCUGGUUUUGAGGAAGACGUGGGUGCCAAAACAACACAUCAUGUCAUGUAUCCAGAAAGUGCCAAAGACCUGGACAACACCACCAGACUGGUGCUGAUCCCCUUCAAGACUCUGGACCUGCAGUGGAUCAUCAGUGCCCUGACCACGGGCACCAUUAAACACACAUAUGCACCUGUAGCAUCCCGGAUUAAGGCAAACAAAGACAAAGUGUUGAUCUACAGUCCGACGUUUUUCAAAUACGUCUUUGAGACCUGGCUGGAAGGUCACGGCCGAUAUCCCUCCACCGGCUUCCUCAGCUUAAUGCUGGCCGUCCACAUAUGCGACCAAGUCAGCGUGUUCGGAUUCGGCGCGGACCAGUACGGGAACUGGCACCACUACUGGGAGGAGAGCAAUCUGUCCGGAGCGUUCCGGCACACGGGGGUCCACGACGCAGACCGCGAGUACAACGUCACGCUGCAGCUGGCGGACAAGCACAAAAUCACAUUGUUCAGAGGCAGGUGAUGUUGCAGCAGGGGGGGGCGGGGGGGGGCGACGCCGCCAAGAAACACACCUCAGAAGCCUUUGACAUCAGGGGGUUUCUAUUUGGGUUUUUAUUUCGCCUGGAGCUUUUCGGUUUGAUUUUCCUGAAGUCCUUCUUGGGUCUGACAGGCCAUCAAAAAGACAAAAGCACUGCCAUUGGUAUGCAUCGCACCCGGACAAAGCGAGUCAUGUGACGCGCCUCGGGAGGACAGCUUUUGUACCGUUUUGCACAGUCUUUUGUCGUGUGUGUUCAUGGUCACUGACGAUAGAUUGUACUGAUUGUGCAUAUUGUAAUACAGCCUACGAACAGGUGCCUUAUCGUUCAAAUAGACACUGUACAUUUGUCAUUUUACAAUGUGUGAUCAAUAAAAAGUAGUUUUUAAGUGCCUUUAAUGGUGAGGUUUAUCACCUUCAAAAGACUGGUUGUGAUUUUGUUUCCUCAGAAUGAGCGGUUUCUAACUUUCACAUCUAGGUGCCGCCAAUUCCUCCACCCUGCCUUUUUAAAGUGUCUCAUGAACAGAGAACGAAAGGUUGGGUCGGACACAAAUCUGGCUUUAAUUAAAGCCAGCUCUGUUAUCCAGGCUUUAAAUCACUAGCGGUUUUUGUUGUAGAUGUGUGAAGGCCUUAUGAAUAAAUAACGAUUCGAAGAACAAUACUUGGAAUGCUUCAAAGCAUUCCAACAAUUACAAAAAACGUUUGGAUGAAAUAUGUGACCAGGCGUCAAGUAAUUUAUA